ACACACCAAUGGUACUACACACACACAAAAAAAGACUCUUCAAAAACAUCAUUCUAUUGAGCUUAGAAAUAUAUGGCUACGAACAUUCAAGACUCCUAUUGUCUCCCUUUACAAGAAACAAUAGUUCAUAACAACAAGACAGCCCGAACCAUAGAGCUUGUGGUUCUUUCUCUUCUCGUCUUUGUACUUGUUUAUCGAGUCGUUUAUUUCAAUGACCAAGACCAAUACCUCCCAUGGCUGCUUGCGUUUCUUUGUGAGUCAUGGUUUACUUUUAACUGGACUCUUUCUGUGUGUAUAAAAUGGAAUCAAAGCACCACGAUAACGUACCCUGACCGACUCUUCAAGAGGGUAAGCGAAUCGGAGUUUCCAACGGUGGAUAUUUUUGUCACCACUGCUGACGCUGUCCUUGAGCCGUCUAUCAUAGCAAUGAACACCGUGUUAUCUUUGUUAGCGGUAGAUUAUCCAGCCGACAAGUUAGCUCUUUAUCUGUCUGAUGAUGGUUGCUCGCCUCUUACGUUGUAUUCCCUUGUUGAGACAACAAAAUUUGCAAAACUUUGGGUCCCUUUUUGCAAAAAGUAUAAAGUUCAAGUUAGAGCUCCGUUUCGAUACUUUGAUUCUAAGUCCACGCCUAUGAAAGAUGAUUCAUUGGAGUUCCAACAAGAAUGGAAAAAGAUGAAGAGGGAAUAUGGGGAGCUUUACAAGAAGAUCGAAUUUGCAAGGCAGAGACCAUUCCCAUGUGAUCAUGAUCCGGAUUUUGGUGUUUUCUGUGGUGUCCACCGCUCGGACCACCCAACCAUCAUUAAGGUUAUAUCAGAGAACAAAGAAGGUAUCCCGAGCGAUCCGCCCCACGUAAUAUACAUCUCAAGAGAGAAGAACCCGAAACAUAAGCAUCAUUACAAAGCUGGAGCUAUGAACGUUUUGACUAGAGUCUCUGGAGUAAUGACAAAUGCACCUUUGAUGUUGAAUGUAGAUUGUGAUAUGUAUGCGAAUAAUCCCCAAGUUUUUCUUCAUGCAAUGUGUUUGGUGUUUGGUUUCAAGGAUGAAGAUAAUUGUGCUUUUUUCCAGUUUCCUCAAGCUUUUUAUGAUGGAUUGAAGGAUGACCCCUUUGGGAAUCAACUCGCUAAUCUUUUUUAUGUUGUAAAUGGAGUAGCAUCAAAUCAAGGGACGGUCUACUCAGGAACAAAUUGUUUUCACAGACGAAAGGUUAUUUAUGGUGCAUCUCCAAAUGAUACGAUAAAAUCUGAUAACAUCAGUAAUGAAGAUCUACAUAAAAUCUUUGGGAAAUCAAUUGAAUUAAGAGAGUCAGCUGCUCAUAUAUUAUCAGAAUCAAAUUCAAAGAUAGAAAACCGAAACAGUCCCUCUAGUUUCAUUGAGGCUGCAAUCCAUGUUGCAAGCUGUAGCUAUGAGUAUGGCACCUCUUGGGGCACACAGGUUGGUUGGCUUUAUGGAUCCACAACAGAAGAUGUUCUAACGGGACUCAGUAUCCAUGGGAGAGGAUGGAGAUCUGCUAUUACCUCACCUGACCCGCUUGCAUUUCUUGGUUGCGCACCUUUAACAUUUCCGUCUUCAUUAACACAACAAAAAAGAUGGAUCAUAGGCCUUUUUGAGAUCUUAUUCACCGAUAAAAACCCUUUACUUCUUGCUACAAAAGGAAACCUUUGGUUUCGACAAGCCCUUGGUUAUUUUUCUUUUUCUUUAUGGGCAAUCCGGUCAGUUUUCGAGCUAUGUUAUGCAUCUCUUCCCGUAUAUUGUAUCAUCACCGGGUCACGUUUCUUGCCCAAGAUCGACGAAUGGGCUUUUCUUAUCUUCAUGGCUAUUUUCGUCAUUUACAAUCUUUAUGUGUAUUGGGAGUGUAAACGUGUAGGUGUAUCGCUUCGUAUGUGGUGGAAUUUACAGAGAAUUGAGAGAGUGAAUGCUAUGACUGCAUGGUUAUUUGGGUUUUUAAACGUGAUGCUAAAGUUCAUUGGUUUAUCAGACACAAUUUUUGAAGUAACACAAAAGGAACACAAGUCGAAUGAUGGUGGUAAUGAUGAUGAUAAUGAAAGUGUUGGUAAGUUUACGUAUGACAAGUCACCGAUGAUCAUUCCUGGUGUCGUCAUUCUACUAGUCAACAUAGUUGCAUUGGUCAAUGGUGUGUUAAGAUUGUUAAAGGUUGACUACAGUGAAAACUGGGUGGGAGUAUUGGAAUUAGGGUUGGGAGAGAUGUUUGUUAGUGUUUGGUUGUUAUUAUGCUUUUGGGAAUUCUUUAAAGGGUUGUUUCGUAACGGAAAAUAUGGGAUUCCAUCGUCCACGAUUUGGAAGUCUGGAGCUUUGGCUUUGUUGUUUGUGCAAUUAUGUAGAAGAUCACCUUAGUGGUUUUAGAUGAUUGAAUAAUAUGUGACUUAUGUAUGAUACAUUACUUGACUACAUGAAUAAUGUAUAAAUGUUCAAACACCAGUAACUACAGUUACCGGAAGGGACCAUUAUUGUAAAAAUCCAAACACACACAAGUAGAAUGCAACAUUAGUAUCUAUAAUAACAAUGUUUAUACAAACCGAUUGUAACAACAGUACUUCACCUAAUAUCAUGGAUCAAUGAAGUUGCAAA
This is a messenger RNA of Helianthus annuus (common sunflower), 2586 nucleotides long. RefSeq names its product cellulose synthase-like protein H1. Gene Ontology annotation, cellular component: trans-Golgi network; plasma membrane. The transcript is spliced from 8 exons. Gene Ontology annotation, biological process: cellulose biosynthetic process; plant-type primary cell wall biogenesis. The record is from RefSeq and is a predicted model, not a curated record. Gene Ontology annotation, molecular function: mannan synthase activity; cellulose synthase (UDP-forming) activity. Bases 73 to 2352 code for a protein of 759 amino acids. NCBI's taxonomy places the organism in Eukaryota, Viridiplantae, Streptophyta, Magnoliopsida, Asterales, Asteraceae.